Pocillopora meandrina is the source of this 1206-nucleotide messenger RNA. The record is from the annotation of a GenBank genome assembly. NCBI's taxonomy places the organism in Eukaryota, Metazoa, Cnidaria, Anthozoa, Scleractinia, Pocilloporidae.
AUGUUCACGUUUGAUGACCUCGGUCAAAGCUCUACUUUCCAUGAGCUGAAAGCUAUCUACUAUGUGUUAUUGUCCUUCGCUGGCCAGCUUACGCACCAAAGGGUAAAAGUUUUCACUGAUAAUCAGAGAGCUUCCAGAAUAGUGUCCAUAGGUAGUUCUAAAGUUCGCCUCUAGUUGGUUGCAUUAUCUUUAUUUCAGUUUUGUUCUGCAUGGGAUAUAUCCCUCGAAUCAUAGUGGAUUCCCAGAUCGCUGAAUGAGAAAGCUGAUCACUUCAGUAGGUUUUGCGAUAAAGAUGAAUCCAUCUGUUUUCCGGCUAGUGGCUGCCAAGUGGGGUCCCCUCACAAUCGACCCUUUGCAACCUAGGACAAUGAUCCAAGAUUUAACUCGAAGUUCGCUUCUCCUGGUUCCAGUGGGGUGAACGCCUUGGUGCAAGACUGGAGUGGUGAGAACAAUUAUAUUGGAUUUGUCCUCAAGUCAGGCUCGUGGUGGAUUCCGUCCGUCAUCUGACAUCAUAUGUUAGUCGCACAACCCUGAUCAUUGCAGAAUGGCCCUCGUCGUAUUUUUGGCCUUUUUUACGCCAGGGAUGUCAGUUUAAGCCUAUUGUGGUAGAAGUUUUUUCCCUCCCGGCGAUGAGCAACCUUUUGCUAGAAGGGCCAGGACAGAAGCCCCUACUUGUGGCCUGUUUGGCCCGUAAUUUUGGGCUGAUUUGGCCGAAGAUCAAGUUGUUUGAGCGUUUGGGGGGAUUUUUCCCUUUUCGGUUUUAUUAUCAAACACCUAUUCAAAUUAAAUGGUUUUGAGAUGACUCCUUGUUAUUGUUUCAGACGUUCUUCUUUCCGGGACCAAUCAUUACGUCGUUUGGUUCCAGGCCUUCUACGUUUGCAGCUAGGAUCGAAGGCUCCAUCCACUGUGUCUAUGUAUAAGUCUGGCUGGUUAAGAUGGCGAAAGUGGGCGUCUUCGAAGAAUAGUAAACCUGUAAAUCUGGCCAAGCCUUUGUAUAUUGCCUUGUUUAUCAAUGAACUUACGAACAUUUGUGUGGAAAAAUUUAUGGGUGUGUCACCCAUUGAACUUACGCUCUAUGGAGGGUCAUACUAUGGCCGGGAUGGAAUCUUGCCUCACUGGUCGUCCACUCGCGAAAUCAUCUGUCGAAGUAGCGAAAAGGAAGGUGGCUCGUCCAGUGCAGCCAAAAGAGCCUUUGUUCGCAGAUAG